This is a messenger RNA of Priceomyces carsonii, 4323 nucleotides long. RefSeq names its product chromatin-remodeling histone chaperone (gene SPT6). The record is from RefSeq and is a predicted model, not a curated record. The coding region runs from base 1 to 4323 and encodes 1440 amino acids. Gene Ontology annotation, biological process: transcription elongation by RNA polymerase II; transcription elongation-coupled chromatin remodeling; nucleosome organization. Gene Ontology annotation, molecular function: nucleosome binding; DNA binding; histone binding. Gene Ontology annotation, cellular component: transcription elongation factor complex. The transcript has a single exon. Lineage: Eukaryota; Fungi; Ascomycota; Pichiomycetes; Serinales; Debaryomycetaceae.
AUGGCGAAAGAGGAUAUUGAAGAGCCUGAGAUUAGAAAUGAUGCAUCUGACAAUGAAAAUGCAUCUGAUGAAGAAGGCCAGGAUCUUCUUGAUUCUUCAGAUGAAGAAGACGAUGAAGAAGACGAAGAUGAGAUUCAGAAGGUUAGAGAAGGUUUUAUAGUGGAUGAUGAGGAUGAGGAUUCUGCCAAUAAAAAUAAAAGAAGACGUAAAAAGAGAAAGAGAGAAAAAGAAAAAUCAAGGAAAGAUGAAGAUGAUGCAUUAGAUGAAGAUGAUAUCGAGUUGCUUAUGGAGAACUCUGGUGCAGGGCCACAAGAUAGGUCCAAAGGCAAGUUCAAAAGGCUUAAAAGAGCACAAAGUGAAGGAGAUAACGAAACAGCAGAUUCUAAUAAGAAUGAUAGAAGAAUUGGCUUGACUGAUAUUUUUUCUGACGACGAGGGUCUCGACAAUGAAGCUAAAGACAACGACACAACGUCUCGGACGGAUGAGCACAACAUUCUAGAUGAAUUCGAAGACUUUAUUGAGGAAGAUGAGUUUUCAGAUGAGGAUGAAGCAAGCAAGCAAAGAAGCGUUACUCAAAAACGAGAAAAAGCCAGAAGAGCUGGCCCUAAGUUGGAUACAUCGAAGUUGUCUAAUGUAGACCGCGAAAGCUUGCAACAGUUAUUUGAAGUAUUUGGAAGCGGUGAGGAAUACGAAUGGGCUUUAGAAGCACAGGAGAUGGAAGAUGAUGGAAAUGCCGAAACAAUGGAACCUAGUUCUUUGGAUGAAGUUUUCGAACAUUCGGAAUUGAAGGAACGUAUGUUAACUGAAGAAGAUAAUUUGAUUCGCGUGAUCGAUAUUCCUGAACGGUACCAAAAAUAUCGAGCCAGUUUAAAUUAUGUUGACUUGGAAGGAGAAGAAUUAGCAAAUGAACAGCAAUGGAUUGCUGAUAUCCUCUUUGCGGAAAAGCAUGGUGAGUUUGAUGGGUUCUUGGAAGUCCCUUUUAAGGACGCUGUUGCAAAAGUUGUAGAGUUUGUCUCGAAAGAUGCCUAUGAAGUACCUUUUAUUUGGACUCAUCGUAGAGAUUUUCUCUUAUAUACUAGAGAAGAAACCACCGAAGAUGGUACAGUUGCAAACUCUGUUCACAAACUCUUGUUUGAAGAUGACUUAUGGAGGAUUGUCCAUUUGGAUAUUGAGUAUCAUUCGAUUUACCAGAAGAGGCGGAACACUGAAAACUUAGCCGAUCUCUUGAACGUAGACGAUGAUCUCUUGAAAGAUAUUAGAACUGUAGAUUCUAUGGUUGCUAUUCAGGACUUGCAUGAUUAUAUACAAUUCACGUAUUCUUCUGAGAUUAGAGACUUGGCUAAUGACACUACUACCAACGAAGAUGAUAAUGAAAUCAAUAACAGAGCGAGAAAGCACUCGAAAUUUGCUCUUUUUGAAAGAAUCAAAGCUAAUAUCUUGUAUGACGCUGUCAAGGCUCUUGGCAUUACUGCGAAAGAAUUUGGUGAAAAUGUACAAGAUCAAAGCUCCAAACAGUUCCAAGUACCAUAUAGAAUCCAUGCCACAGACGAUCCUUUAGAAUCCCCAGAAGAUUUGAUUGAAAAAUUGGUUGAAGAUGAUGAAGCUUUAUACAAGGAUGAGAAAACUGCACGAGAUGCAGUCAGGAAGACUUUUGCGGAAGAAAUCUUUCAUAACCCCAAAGUAAGACACGAAGUUCGGUCUACGUAUAAAAGCUUUGCCUCGAUUAGUGUUGCAGUUACCGAGAAAGGGAAAGCGAACAUCGAUAAUCAUAGUACCUAUGCUGAUAUAAAGUAUGCAAUUAACCGUUCUCCAGCUGAUUUGAUUCGAAGUCCUGAUGUCUUAUUGAGGAUGUUGAAUGCGGAGGAGCAGGGUCUUUUGGUCGUCAAAAUCGAGUCAAAAGACUAUGAAAGCUGGUUUCAAUGUAUCUUUAAUUGCUUAAAAUCUGAUGGUACAUCUGAGCUCUCAGACAAGUGGAACAAGGAAAGAGAACUUAUUUUGCGUCUCGCCCUCAAGAAGCUCACUGGAAUGGUUGCACUUAACACCAAGGAAGACUUACGUCGAGAGUGUGAACGCUUGAUUGCUGUCGAAGUACGUAGAAGAUUUUCUGCUAGGGUUGAUCAGGCUCCGUUUACACCCUUCGGUUAUGAUAAGGGAACCAAGCCAAAUGUCUUGGCCUUGUCAUUUGGUAAAGGCGAUUUCGACAGUGCAGUAGUUGGUGCCUUUAUAAGAGAUAAUGGCAAAAUUGACGAUUUUUUUAAAUCUGAAAAUAAUCCUAUCAGAGAUCGCGAGAAUGAAGAAAAAUUUUCUGGUCAAUUGAAGGAGUUUUUCGACAAGAGCCUUCUGUAUCAAAAGCCAGAUGUCAUAGUGGUGUCUGGAUAUAAUGCGCACUCUAAAAGGCUCUAUGAUACUGUAAGAUCAUUUGUUGAAAACAACGAUGUUCGUGCAAAUAUCGAGGAUUUACCUGAUAUAUCCAAUCCCCCUUUGGUCCAAGUUAUAUGGUGUCAAGAUGAAACUGCUCGUCUAUUUCAAAACUCUGAAAGGGCUAAAGUUGAACUUUCGGAUAAACCCACUUUAGUCAAAUAUUGCGUCGGAUUAGCGCGUUAUGUUCAAAGCCCAUUACUAGAGUAUAUCUCAUUGAAAGAUGAUAUACUGUCCUUGACUUUCUUUGAACAUCAAAAACUUAUACCGUUAGACACUUUCUUCGAAUCGAUUGAGUCAGUUUUUGUUGAUAUUGUUAACAUGGUUGGAGUUGAAAUUAACGAGGCCGUACGGGAUCCAUACAUCGCUCAAGCUCUUCCUUUUGUCGCAGGAUUGGGCCCACGUAAAGCUUCAGGAUUAAUAAGAAAUAUUAACACAAAAUUGAGCUCUACGUUGCCCAACAGAAGCGACUUGAUUGAGAACGAACUUACCACUGCAAACAUAUUUAUUAAUUGCUCUUCGUUUUUAAAUAUCUCUCACGAUGACAGCUCUACCUCGACUGAUUCAUCGAUCGAACUUCUAGAUGCUACAAGGAUACAUCCUGAGGAUUACGAGCUAGCCAAAAAGAUGGCCGCAGAUGCACUUGACCUAGAUGAGGAGGAUAUGGUGCAUGUGGAAGAACAAGGUGGUAUUAUAUAUCAAUUGAUGCAAGAUGGUGUGAAUAAAGUUGACGACUUGAAUCUAACUGCUUAUGGUAAAGAGCUAGAAACCAAAUUUGGGAAGAAGAAGUACGCAACAUUACAAAGCAUUAAAGAAGAGCUUGUUAAUAAUUUUGAGGAAUUGAGAAGGUCUUAUCAUUUAUUAGAUACAUCUGAAAUUUUCCAAAUGUUGACCGGAGAAACAACUAAAACGUUUGCAAAGAACACUUUAGUGCCUGUCACUGUUAAUAAAGUCGGUAAGAACUUCAGAGACUAUCAAAACUCCAAAAUUAGAUUUGUCAAGGUUGUUACUACUUCUUUGAUUCAAGGUAACAUCGAGGAAAAUUAUAUUCCUCAAGACAUGGAUAUAGAGCAAGGACAAGUUCUACCUGCUGUAGUGUUGGAGGCGUAUUAUGAUUCGUUCAGUGCUCUAUUCAGCUUACUAGAAGAAGACAUAAAGAGAGCUUCGGAACCUAAGUUCUUCAAGGGAGCCUCUAAGUGGGAUUUUGAGGCUGAAGAGGCUGACAAAAGAAAAGAACUUGCUAAAGAGAAGGCUCAACUUGCGAAAACACGUAAUAUUCAACACCCCUUGUAUCAUAACUUUAAUUACAAACAAGCGGAAGAAUUUUUAGCACCGCAAUCUGUUGGAGAUUGUGUUAUACGACCAUCUUCCAAGGGGCCAAAUUUCCUAACGAUUACGUGGAAAGUCUCUAAUAAUUUGUUUCAACAUCUAUUGGUUGAAGAGGAUAGCAGUGGCUUAGGAAAAGAAUAUGUUGUGGAAAACAAAAGAUACUCAGAUUUAGAUCAAUUGAUAUUUCAACAUAUUCAAGCUAUUGCUAAGAGGGUCAACGAAAUGACUCGCCAUCCCAAGUUUAGAGAAGGGACGAUAGCAGAAGUCAACGAGUGGCUCGAAUCAUAUACUAAGGCCAACCCGAAGAAUAGUGCCUACGUGUUUUGCUUCGACCAUAAGGCUCCAGGAAGCUUUUUACUAUUAUUCAAAGUGAACGUGAAUACGCCUGUAAGCACUUGGCAUGUCAGAACAGAAGUCGAUGGAUACACAUUAAAGGGCUUUUCUUAUCCGACUAUGCUUCGUUUAUGUAACGGAUUCAAGCAGACCUUUAAAAGCUACGUUUCCAAUUCAUCGAGGGCACCAAGAGUUCCUCAGAGUAGACCUCAAGCUAGUACUUAUGGGGGCUACGGUUAUUAA